AAAACAUCCACCCACUUUAAACUUAACAUUGUGGCAUAUAUAUAUUUAUACAUAUACUCCACAAUAAUACUCAGUUUGAGCUUUUAACUGCAUUAUUUUCGUUGGAUAUUGUAAUUCACAUUCUCUGUCUGUAUAGGGAAUAAAAAUAUGGUAGAUAGACAGCUAAACCAGGUGGCUAUUGCUGAACACAAUCGAUUACGUGCAUUGCAUGGAUGUCCACCUCUAAUUUAUGAUGAAAAUUUGGCUAGGGGUGCACAAAGCUGGGCUGACCAUCUAUGCCGUAUGAGGAUGUUGAAGCACAGUCAACCUGAUGGUUACGGUGAAAAUUUAGCCUAUGGAACUAAUAUAGAUGGAAUAAAGGCAACUCAUAUGUGGUAUGACGAAUGCAAAUAUCACAAUUAUCAAGGACAGUUUUCAAGUCAAUCAGGUCAUUUCACCCAGUUAAUCUGGAAAUCAUCAAAAAGAGUAGGAUUUGGUGUUAAACGUGCAGAUAAUGGAAGAGACGUGUACAUAGUUGCACGUUAUCAACCACCUGGUAAUUUAUUUGGUGAAUUCAGAGAAAAUGUUCCCCAACCAACACGAGGAAAUAUAGACGGUGAAAUCAACACUUACAAGAGGAAAAGCAAUGCAGACUAUGCUAAUUCACGCCCAGUAAAAGUGACCUACGCUCCAGAGCGAGGAUGGCCAGAAGACAUCAGUGAAGUACCCAAAAGAGGCAACGUCAAAAUAAUUCAUGCUCCUGAAAGAGAUAGAUCAGAAGAGGUCAGGGAUGUGUCUAGAAGAGGUGAUAUAAAAAUUAUCCGAGUUUCUGAUGGAGAACGUAAAAACCAAAAUGAAUUCACUGUCUAUAAAAGGAAAAACAGAAGUCAAAGAAAGUGUGCAAAAGGAUGUAGUAUUAUGUAAUUAACAUCUCUAACUCACGAGCUUUUGUUAAAUAAAAAAUAAUUUUCAUAA
Molecule: messenger RNA, 954 nt
Organism: Trichobilharzia szidati
Lineage: Eukaryota; Metazoa; Platyhelminthes; Trematoda; Strigeidida; Schistosomatidae
Source: the annotation of a GenBank genome assembly